Messenger RNA from Metarhizium brunneum ARSEF 3297, 1320 nucleotides. Its product is annotated as MFS transporter asaE. Gene Ontology annotation, cellular component: membrane. Gene Ontology annotation, biological process: transmembrane transport. Gene Ontology annotation, molecular function: transmembrane transporter activity. Lineage: Eukaryota; Fungi; Ascomycota; Sordariomycetes; Hypocreales; Clavicipitaceae. The record is from RefSeq and is a predicted model, not a curated record.
AUGGAUUUCAAGGAACAACAGCACGAUUCCGAACCUUUGACGCUCCGUCAAGACAGCAACGCGCUACAGGCCUCGCCUCCAGAGAAGCAACAACAUGAUUCACAGCCCCCUACACCGCCAAACGGGGGUUUUAUGGCCUGGCUACAGGUUGCUGGCGCCUGGACCAUCAUGUUCAACGUCCUUGGCUUGCUCAACGCGUAUGGCCAGUUUCAAAGCAUCUACGAGACGCAUCUUCUCAGGAAUGAGUCUGCUUCGACAAUCGCAUGGAUUGGCUCGGCCCAGUUCCUCGUGUGCUACCUCGUCUGCAUCUUCACCGGUCCGCUUCUGGAUACGGGACACCUCCACCUCUUGCUCGGCACUGGGACAGUAGUCACCGUCUUUGGCUUAAUGAUGGUCAGCUUGUGCCAUUCCUACUACCAGUUCUUUUUGGCCCAGACCAUUGCGACUGGCAUUGGCUUUGGCCUCAUCUUCUUGCCGGCUUCGUCAGUCGUGUCGCAGUGGUUUUCUACUCGCACUCCUCUCGCAAUUGGAAUCGCGGUCAGCGGAUCAAGUAUUGGUGCUGUCAUAUACCCCAUAAUGCUUCAACGCCUUACAGAACAGAUUGGAUUUCCGUGGACGGUACGCAUCAUGGGCUUCAUGGUCCUCGGUACCAUGCUCUUCGCCGCUGCCGUGAUGCGAGUACGGGUUGGAAAGAAUCCGCCAAAGAGAAAAGUCAUUGAGCUCAGACAGUUCAAGGACAAGCUCUACCUUGUUGCUUGUCUGAGCUUCUUUGUCAAUUUCCUGGGACUCUAUGUCUUCUAUUACUAUAUUUCCCUCUACGCCACCGAAGUGGCCGGUACCGACCAGAGUCUUGCCAAGUACCUCCUCGCCAUCCUCAACGCCGGAUCCUUUUUCGGCCGUCUCAUCCCCAGCUGGAUGGCCGGGCGCUAUGGACUCAUGAAUGUGCAGAUUAUAUUCGGAGUCAUUUCUGGUGCCUUGGCUUUUGCUCUCUUGGGCAUCAAGACCACAGGUGGCGUCGUUGCAUUCACCGUCGUCUACGGUUUCGUCUCGGCCCCUUACGUCGCUCUUCCUAUCCCGAUAGUGACGAGCCUAUCGCCCGAUAAGAGUGUCUGGGCAACACGAUUGGGAAUGAGUUUUGCCAUUAUUGGGCUCGGCGCACUCAUCGGCAGCCCUGUAGCGGGUGCUAUUCUCGGGGACAGCGAUAAUAGGAACUGGACUGGUCUGAUCGUUUGGUGUGGAGUCAUGUUCUUUGCUUCCACCGCCAUUCUCACGACUGUGCGUACUAUGAAGGUGGGCUUCAAGCUCUUUGUGAAAGCCUGA